Molecule: messenger RNA, 1692 nt
Organism: Bursaphelenchus xylophilus (pine wood nematode)
Lineage: Eukaryota; Metazoa; Nematoda; Chromadorea; Rhabditida; Aphelenchoididae
Source: the annotation of a GenBank genome assembly
AUGGUUGUGUUCACCUGUGACCGUUGCAACGAACCGCUAAAGAAGCCGAAAGUCAAGUUUCACAGCUGCCGGAGCACUACUUUCACUUGUGUUGACUGCUUCGUAACCUUCGACUGGAACACCUACGAUGCGCAUAACAAAUGCAUCACCGAAGGACAGAGGUAUGGAGGAGCUGGAUUUGUUCAAGAGUCAUAUAAAGUAAGACUUUAUAUGAAAUAUUAUUCUCGGUGUUUAGGGAGAGAAGAAGCAAGAGAAAUGGUCUCAGCAAGUCUCGGAAGCCAUCAACUUUACCAACGGAAUGGUAAAGAACUUUUUGAUCAAGAUGAGUGGCAUGGAAAAUGUUCCCAGAAAGAGGAAACCCUUCAUUAAUUUCUGCAAAAACGCGCUCAGAGUCCAAAGUGAUUCUGUCGCGGAGCAAAUCUGGGAUCAGUUGCAGGUAUGACUCGGUGAAUUUAGAAGGUUUUUUGAGAAAUUUUUUGUUUGAAACUAAAAUUAUAUUUUUAGGCAGCUGUACGAAGAAUGGAAGAGAAAGACAAGGAAGAGCAGGGGAAGAAUGAGAAAAAUGGAGAAGUAAAAGGAGAAAAUGGAGAGAAGAAUGGAGAAAAUAAUGGGAAUAAUGAAAAAAAGGAGGAAGAAAUUGAAGAAGAACAAAAUGUAGAAGUGAAGGGGAAGGAAACGAGAGAAAAUGAAGAAGAAAGUAAAGUUGAAGGUGAAGAAGAACCUAAGCGCAAGAAGAAAAAGAGAAGAAAUCAGGAGGAAGUUGAAGAAGAGACAGUGGAAGAAGUGAAAGAAAAGAAAAAGAAGAAAAAAAGAGACGUGGAAGAAGAUGGAGAUGCCCCAGAAAUUGUUCAAGAAGAACCGCAAGAAGAAGUGAAGGAAAAGAAGAAGAAAAAGAAGCGGAAACAACAAGAAGAAGAGGUUGAAGAGCGAGUAGAAGUAGAAGUGUCCGAGAAAAAGAAGAAAAAGAAAAGGAAACAUCAAGAAGAGGAAAACGUGAAAGAAGAAGUUGAAGAAAUAGUGGAGAAGAAGAAGAAAAAGAAACGAAAACAGCAAGACGAAGAGGAUAUGAUUGAAGAAGUAGAAGAAGAAGUGGUCGAAAAGAAGAAAAAGAAGAAGAAAAGACAGCAAGAAGAGAAUCAGAAUGGUGACCAAGGGCAGAUUGUAGAGACAACGUUAGUUUAUUUGAGAAAUUAGAAGAUUGACACUAAUUUAGGGAUUGAAAAGUAGCCUAAUAAAAUUUUUAGCCUAAAUUUAUAUUGUUUUUUUAAUUCCCAGAAUUUUUGGUUGAUUUUUCAGAUUUUAAGAAGGCUUUGCAAAAUUUUUUUGAGCAAUUCUCGACUUGGCACUGCACAAUAAAAAUAAAUUUUGUAUAAAGUUUUUUUUUUCAGAACGUACAACGCUUUCCACUACGAUUACUCUCAAAACGAACAAAAUUCUGAAGAAAAGCCUCGAGAAAAGGACCUGGUCAAAGGAUGGUCCACUCGAAUUGCCGCCAUUACCAACUCGGACUCCAAAAGAAACAAAUUCGAGAAACUUUUGGGAAUGCACAAGAAUGGGGAGCACAGAGUAGAGGUGGACAAAGAAGAAGUGAAACGAUUGAAGGAUGAUUAUAAAGAGAUGAAGCACAAUAUGGGGAAACAAUUCGAUCGAGGUCAGAAAUUCACCCACAAGACCAAAGGCAAAGGACUCUAG